GCAGAGGGGGAGGAAGCGAUGUUUCCAUGGAGAAUGAGCUACUCACAGUGACAUGGCUGUUUGUCCAUCUGGAACAGAUAAGAGGAGUUCAGAAGACAGAAUAUCAAAAGGUGGCAGUCAGUGGGGAAGAAGGGCUCUCCCCUCUUCCCAUAUGUCCUGGCAUCUGGAACUCUGGAGAAAAAUGUCCAAGGUGGCCCGUACGGGGGCGAGGGGACCCCUGACAACUUGAUACUUCUAGGACAGAGGCCAGGAACAUAUCACUCGCUAGAACUCUAAUGGAGGGAAGCAACCACCGCCUCUCCUCACGGACAGUUCUCAGGCCGCCGGUCUUCGGAUGACAAGAGGAAAGGCCACCUAGGCCCCCUCACCCUUCACCUCAGCUCCUCCAGGGCCUCCAGAGCCAUCGCCAAAGGCAACCCUCGCAUUGGAGGACUGAGCCAGUUUUGACAGGAUUGCGGAAUCUCCUCAUCAGGCCGGGAGCUCAGGCCAAGCCCGAAGAUACAGAAGGGUUCCCGGGAGAGUUCUGACUUCUCAGGACUCAACGGUGAUGCCUGAAGGCCCCUUUAAACUACCACAUUCUUCCUCCAGCCUGGGUUCAGGCAGGUGGGCCCUUCCCACACAUCCCUAAGGCCCAGCUUCCCGCACCCCUAGCCCUGAUUCCCAGGAUAUGAUCUGCGACCUGUUGGCUCCCCUCUGGAUUCUGGGUAGCGGCGCCUAGAUGGAAAGCCCUGGAGGAGGAUUACUCAAUGAACAGAGGGACUGAACUUCACCUAUCACCACCAGGUGGUUUUGGUUGCCAGUUGCCCCCACUCUCCAACACGGAUGAAGCUAAAAACUUUCCAGUUCCUGGGAUCGGGACCUGGCCACAUUCCAUCCCAUCCCGAGCAGUGGAGUGUCUCAGCAGCCUCAAGAUGUGGGUUCAGUGCAGGAAGACAAUCGCUUUAUUCUUUGUGGGCCACCAGCCUCUCUGCUGCCCUUCAGAAGGACAACAAGGGGCUUCUCCGAAGGAGAUUUGGGAGAUUUUUCCAAGUGCCCUGUGGCACAUAGAUGCCCUGCAACUGCUCACUGCCCAGACGGUUCCGAGGACUCAGUGAGAACCAUUGCCUCAUGGGCUCGGUUCCAGAAGUUCCCAGCCUCCAGCUUUUGAACAGGAGCAGCCACCUCCUCCCUGCCCCAGCCCCAGGGGUCUGGUCCCUGGGAGAAGAAUUGGUCGGGCCAGACCACGAGUUUCGUGGUGGCGACCUCAACAUCUGAGUGUGUGUGUGUGAGAGAGAGAGAGAGAGAGAGAGAGAGAGAGAGAGAGAGAAUGUUCUGUGUCCAUUCAGUCAUUCCGUGGUCCUCAUCUCUAUGUCCGAGUCCUUCCUUUCUUCUGUCCUUCUUGACCCUUUGAUUCUUCACUGGAGCCUUCUGAGGGGAUGGGAGGGGGGCACGUUCUUGGUCCAGUUUCAGGGGUGGUGGCCUGGUGUGCGGGAAGGGCUGAUCUGCAGGGCCCCAGUUCUGAUGGAGUAUGCUCUGUGACUUCAGGAUCUGUGUCAGGCCCCGGGCCACUGAAGAGCUGUUUCUGGCAGGAUGGCCCUCACCAUCCAGGUGGUUUCCUUUCUCUUCCUCGUGUCCUUGGCAGCUCCAGGAGAUACAAGAUGUCCUGACCAGGAUCCCACCCUGCAGCCCUGGAAUCCCGGGCACGACCAGGAAAACCGUAUCCACAUCGGCCAGGGCAGGAAGCUGCUGCUCACAUCCUCCAUGACAGCCCACUCCAUCCGCAUCACAGACGGAGGGAAGUUGGUAAUACGUGACAACUCCACUCCCAUCGUUCUGCGCACGAGGCAUGUACUCAUCGAGCGGGGAGGGGAGAUGCAUGUGGGCAGCGAGGACUGCCCUUUCCGCAGCAGCUUCAGCAUCCGCCUGUUUGGAAGAGCGGAUGACGGCACCAUUCCUGACCCUUACUUUGGGCUUAAAUACAUCGGCGUGGGGGAAGGCGGUACAUUGGAGAUGCACGGUGAGAGGAAGCUGGCCUGGACCUUUCUCAACAAGACUCUACACCCCGGCGGCCUAGAGGAGGGUGGAUACUAUUUCGAACGCAGCUGGGGCUACCGAGGGGUCAUAGUUCACGUCAUCGACCCGAAGACGGGAGCCGUCAUCCAUUCCGACCGGUUCGACACCUACAAGUCCAGGGAGGAAAGCAUCCGUCUGGGACAGUAUGUGAGCUCGGUGGCCGACGGCCAGAUCAUGGUGGUGGCCGUCAACGAUGAAGGCUCCCGGAGUCUGGAGGACAGCGCUAGGAAAGCCAUGACCAGGCUGGGCAGCCGCCAUUUCCUACGCCUGGGGUUCAGACACCCUUGGAGUUUCCUGGCCGUGAAAGGUGACCCCUCCUCUGCAGUCGAAGACCACAUUGAAUACCACGGACACCGAGGUUCUGCAUCUGCCAGAGUGUCAAAGCUCUUCCGCGCUGAGAACGGGGAACAUUUCAACGUCUCUUCGACCAGUGAGUGGGUGCAAGACGUGGAAUGGACCGAGUGGUUUGGUGAGCGCCAAGGCACCAAAUCCAAGGACGGGGAGAAGAUUUCAGACCUCCUGGCCGCUCACCCGGGGAAAAUCUGCCCACGGCCCAUCGAUAUCCAGGCCAUGACAGCAGACGGAGUGAAGUUAAUCACAGAAGUGACCUACAAGAGUGGACAGGACUAUCGGUUCGUGUGUCACCAGAAAGGCCAGCCCUGUCAAGACUACCGUGUGCGCUUCCUGUGUGGCAGGCCUGUGAGGCCCAAGCUGACCGUCAUCGUGGACACCAACGUGAACAGCACAGUCCUGCACCUGCAGGAGGAUGUCCGCUCCUGGAAGGUCGGGGACACCAUCGUGGUGGCCAGCACUGAUUACUCCAUGUACCAGGCCGAGGAAUUCCGGGUUCUCCCCUGCAAAACCUGUGCCCCCAACCAGGUCCGCGUGGCAGGGAAGCCAACCUACCUGCACACGGGCGAAGAGCUGGACGGAGUGGACAUGCGAGCAGAGGUGGGGCUCCUCACCCGCAACCUGGUGGUGUUGGGAGAGACCGAGCCAUCCUGCUACCCCUACAGCAAGCAUCUCUGCAACUUCUUCAACUUCGACACCUUUGGGGGCCACACAAAGUUUGCACUUGGGUUCAAGGCCAUCCACCUGGAAGGUGUGGAAUUUAAGCACAUGGGCCAACAGGUCAUGGGUCAGUAUCCAAUUCACUUCCACCUGGCCGGGGACCUAGACCAGAAGGGAGGCUACGACCCCCCAACCUACUUGAGAGACCUCUCCAUCCACCAUACGUUCUCCCGCUGCGUCACCGUGCACGGCUCCAACGGCUUGCUGGUCAAGGAUGUGGUGGGCUACGACUCCCUGGGCCACUGCUUCUUCACGGAAGAUGGUCCCGAGGAACGGAACACAUUUGAGCACUGCCUGGGGCUCCUGGUGAAGCCGAGCACCUUACUCCCCUCGGACCGGGACAGCAGAAUGUGCAAAACCAUCACCGAGGACUCGUUCCCAGGCUACGUGCCCAAGCCCAGGCAGGAAUGCAACGCUGUCUCCACCUUUUGGAUGGCAAACCCAAACAACAACCUGGUGAACUGCUCUGCCGCAGGGUCGGAGGAAACUGGAUUUUGGUUCAUAUUCCAUCACGUCCCGACGGGCCCGUCGGAGGGGAUGUAUUCCCCCGGCUUCUCGGAGCACGUCCCCCUGGGGAAGUUCUAUAACAACCGGGCACACUCCAAUUGUCGCGCGGGCAUGAUCAUCGAUAAUGGCGUCAAGACCACAGAGGCAUCUGCCAAGGAUAAGCGGCCCUUCCUGUCCUUGAUUUCAGCCAGGUACAGCCCUCAUCAAGACGCUGACCCUCUGAAGCCCAGAGAACCAGCCAUCAUCCGACACUUUAUCGCCUACAAGAACCAGGACCACGGCGCCUGGCUGCGAGGAGGGGAUGUGUGGCUGGAAGACUGCCAGUUUGCCGACAACGGCAUCGGCCUGACCUUGGCCAGCGGAGGGACGUUCCCGUACGACGAUGGAUCCAAGCAGGAAAUCAAGAACAGCCUCUUUGUUGGGGAGAGUCGCAACGUGGGGACCGAAAUGAUGGACAACCGGAUCUGGGGGCCCGGGGGCCUGGACCACAGUGGGAGGACCCUCCCCAUUGGCCAAGAUUUCCCCAUCCGAGGCAUCCAGCUUUACGAUGGCCCCGUGAAUAUCCAGAACUGCACUUUCCGGAAGUUUGCCGCCCUCGGAGGCCGGCACACCAGCGCCCUGGCCUUCCGCCUCAACAACGCCUGGCAAAGCUGCCCCAACAACAAUGUCACCCACAUCACUUUUGAAGAUGUCCCGAUCACCUCGCGGGUUUUCUUCGGAGAACCCGGCCCCUGGUUCAACCAGCUGAACAUGGACGGGGACAAGACGUCGGUAUUCCACGACGUGGACGGUUCGGUGUCUGAGUAUCCCGGCUCCUACCUGGUCAAGGAGGACAACUGGCUGGUCAGGCACCCGGAUUGCAUCGACGUCCCCGACUGGAGAGGAGCCAUCUGCAGUGGCCGCUAUGCCCAGAUCUACAUCCAGGCUUUCAAGACCAACCACCAGGGUCUGAAGAUCAUCCGAAACGACUUCUAUACCCACUCGCUCCACUUAGAAGGCGCGCUGACCAAGAACACGCACUACCAGCAGUAUCAGCCGGUCAUCACGUUGCACAAGGGCUACACCAUCCACUGGAAUCAGACGGCACCCACUGACCUGGCCCUCUGGCUCAUCAACUUCAACAAGAAUGACUGGAUCCGUGUGGGACUCUGCUACCCAAAGGGAACCACGUUCUCCAUCCUGUCGGACGUCCACAACCGGCUCCUGAAGCAGACCUACAAGACAGGCACCUUCGUCCGAACCUUACAGAUGGAGAAGCUGGAGCAGAGCUCGCCUACCCGUGGUUACUAUUACUGGGAUGAGGACUCAGGGCUGCUGUUCCUGAAACUGAAGGCUCAGAACGAGCGAGAGAACUUUGCCUUCUGCUCGGUGAAAGGCUGCGAGCGGAUCAAGAUCAAGGCCUCGAUCUCCAGGGACGCAGGCCCCAGUGACUGUGAGGCUGCCGCCUACCCGAAGUAUGCCGAGAAGGCCAUAGUCCAUGUGCCGAUGCCGAAGAAACUCCCCCACUCCCAGCUGAAAACAAAGGACCACUUUCUCGAGGUGAAGAUAGAAACCUCCAAGAACCGUUUCUUCCACCUGAUGAACGACUUUGCCUACAUCGAAGUCGACGGCAAGAGGUAUGCCAUGUCCGAAGAUGGCAUCCAGGUGGUGGUGGUGGACGGGAUCCAGGGAAACAUCAUCGACCACAAGAGCUUCAAAAACACCAUCCUACAGGGCAUCCCAGCCCAGAUCAAUAACUACAUAGCAUCCCUCCCCGACAAUUCCAUCGUGCUGAUGGUCUCGAAAGGAAGAUUCAUUUCCAGAGGGCCGUGGACCAGAGUCCUGGAAAAGCUGGGAGUGGACAAAGGCUUCCGAUUAAAAGAGAAAAUGGCCCUGGUGGGCUUCAAGGGCAGCUUCCGGCCAGUCUGGGUAAGGAUGCUGACGGCUGUAGACAGAGCCAAGACCUUCCAGGCGGUGCCCAUCCCCGUGAGGAAGAUACGGAGCCUAUGA
This is a messenger RNA of Tachyglossus aculeatus (Australian echidna), 5619 nucleotides long. RefSeq names its product cell migration inducing hyaluronidase 1 (gene CEMIP). The coding region runs from base 1570 to 5619 and encodes 1349 amino acids. Lineage: Eukaryota; Metazoa; Chordata; Mammalia; Monotremata; Tachyglossidae. The record is from RefSeq and is a predicted model, not a curated record. The transcript is spliced from 29 exons.